AUGCAAAAUACAAAAUGUUGCAAAACUUUUGGAACACCCGAUAUUCCACAAUCAUUACUACAUGAUAUUUUUCAAUUUAAUACUCACGCUACAAAUGUUAUUUAUUCUAAAGAUAGAAAAUCUCAUUGGACAGAACGCUUCUUUGAAUAUCAUCAUAUACCUGAUAAUAUAAUUGAUCUCUCAACACUUCAAGAUACAUUUAUGUACAGUAAUGAUUAUCGUUCAUCAGAACAAGUACGUAACAAACGUGGAAUACUUGUUGGUAUAUCGAUGAGUACAACUAAAAUAGCUGCUGAUAUGGCAACAAGUGCUAAGCAUAUUAUACAUAUGGCACCAUAUACUUUUUGGUCUGUACCACAUCUUCUACCACUAAUAACUAAUGAUUCAAGUUCACCAUUUCUUUCUCACUUUUAUUUUCUAUCAUCGAUCAAUACGAACAUCAAAUAA
This is a messenger RNA of Rotaria sp. Silwood2, 447 nucleotides long. NCBI's taxonomy places the organism in Eukaryota, Metazoa, Rotifera, Eurotatoria, Philodinida, Philodinidae. The record is from the annotation of a GenBank genome assembly.